Clupea harengus (Atlantic herring) is the source of this 1932-nucleotide messenger RNA. Its product is annotated as sushi domain-containing protein 6-like. NCBI's taxonomy places the organism in Eukaryota, Metazoa, Chordata, Actinopteri, Clupeiformes, Clupeidae. The transcript is spliced from 6 exons. Bases 316 to 1206 code for a protein of 296 amino acids. The record is from RefSeq and is a predicted model, not a curated record. Gene Ontology annotation, biological process: DNA damage response.
UGCCAUUCGGUGCGUAGACACCGCAUCAGAAUAGCAGAAUACCCGGAAGCUACACAGUUGCCAUCAGGGAGCAGGCUUUAAUCCCUGACCAGAGGCCAAAUAGAUCAUGUCAGUUAGGUAGCGCUGGUAAUUUACUGACAGUCGACUCCAGAAUCCGGGGUUAAACGCCACAGAUUCAUUUGAGAUCUGUGAGGGGAAAUUACCUUUUUCGUUAUUUGUUGGCUGUCGUGACUGCGUAAAGACGCGAGGAAGAGGUCGGCGGCUGGCAGCGCACAGUGGAUAAGAGGACUUUGGGGUCUGGAGAGGAGAGAGAAGAUGAGCCAUGGAGCGACCGGGCGAGAGUUUACAGGCUACCUGGGCUCCCUCUCAGCAUCAGUGCUGAGCCUGCCUCUGCUGCUGCUCCUGAGUUCAGCAUCCACAACACAGGCUACAGUCUGCAGGCCUCCACUGGAGCCAGAGAAUGGAGGGUACACCUGCCACCCCUCUCCCUGUCGCACGCUGAGCCAGGGCACGGUGAUCGAGUACUUCUGCGACGAGGGCUACGUCAUGAAGGGAGACUACCAGUAUCUCACCUGCACCAACGGCGAGUGGGACACGCUCUCGCAGGUCCGCUGCCUCCUCUCCCCAGAGAAGGAUCCAGAGCCGGUGUUUGGCAUGAACACCCUGUCCCUGGUGGCCACCACAGCCAGCUCCGUGGCUCUCGUCCUCCUCCUGGUGGUGCUGGCGGUGCUGCUGCAGCCCAAACUCAAGUCCUUCCACCACGGCCGGCGUGAUGAUGAGGAGGUGGGCGGCCAGCCUGUGUCCAUCAUGGUGGACGGGGUGCAGGUGCCGCUGCCCUCCUAUGAGGAAGCGGUUGCCGGGAGUAGCGGCGGCGGCCCCCCCACUGUGCCGCCCCCCCCUGAGGAGCAGACGGCUGUUGGCACGACGACCCAGAGGCUGUCGGCGCAGCCCCCGCCCCCCCAACCAGAAACGUGGGCUCAGGCGCAGCAUGCGGAGAUGGCGGUGGUGCACCGGGUGCCGUCCCCUUCCUCGCCCUCCUCCUCCUCCUCCUCCUCGUCCUCGCUGUCGUCAUGGGGACCGGUGCUAGGAGCCACCGCAGGGGAGCGGCCCAGCGGCGCACACACUCGCGGUGAGCAGCCCAGUCUGCUGCUACAGGCCUCCGAGCUGGACUUCGCUGACGAUAUCCCACUGCUGAAGGAGGCUUGAGCGGGGCAGGAGGUGCAGGGGGAGCUGUGGAGCAGAGGCCUACACCAGGCACCUGGAGAACUCCUUCCUGCCUGCUGCAUCUACCACACACACGCGCACACACACACACACACACACACACACACACACACACACACACACACACACACACACACACACACACACACACACACACACACACACACUCCUACCCACCUCAGGUGAUUUUCAGAUGAGGGUAGGCGCCCCCUGGUCAGUGGAGGAGCUGCUGGUGCCAGCGUGCUUGUGUACAUACCGCAGCGCACACACACACACACACACACACACACACACACACACACACUGGUGCCAGCGCUUGUGUACAUACCGCAGCUGCUGACAGAAGGUCUCUGGCGCCCGGACGGCCUCUCCUGUUCACUGUGUGGUUCGUAGAGUAAGCUCCAGGGACCGGAGCUUCUGAGGAAGGCUAACGCCAAACGUCCGUGGGAGAAAGCUUGACUCCGUGUGGAAUUGGCAUUUUGAAAAUGUUUUGGCGUGUGUAUGCUUUGACGUGUGUAUGCUUUGGCGUGUGUAUGUUUUGCUUAGUGAGUUUUGGCACUCUGGGGAGCUUUUGGACGCCACUCUCCCUGUCGCAUGUUUUCCCGUCACCUUUACCGCUGCGCAUUCAGGGGUGAUGCGUGGGCGCUUGCACGUCAGGUCUCCGCAGAGCACACACACGCCAUCUAUACGCUCAUCUACACACAUCAC